This is a messenger RNA of Ricinus communis (castor bean), 2447 nucleotides long. RefSeq names its product casein kinase 1-like protein 10. The transcript is spliced from 14 exons. Gene Ontology annotation, cellular component: cytoplasm; nucleus. Gene Ontology annotation, biological process: endocytosis; signal transduction; peptidyl-serine phosphorylation. Bases 737 to 2122 code for a protein of 461 amino acids. Gene Ontology annotation, molecular function: protein serine/threonine kinase activity; ATP binding. The record is from RefSeq and is a predicted model, not a curated record. Lineage: Eukaryota; Viridiplantae; Streptophyta; Magnoliopsida; Malpighiales; Euphorbiaceae.
UGUCAUUACCAGGCAGGCAGGCAGCCCUCCCUUAUUUUCUCUUCUAUCUGUUCCUCGUUUCUCACUUACUUUCCUUUUUCUCUUUCUCUCAUCAACACGAACAAACGCCCACCUGCUCUCCAAAACCGUUUCCUUUUCUUUUCUUUUUUUAUCCUUUUCUUUCCUUUAACAAACCAAGAUUUUUUUUCUUUUUUGUUUUGAUCUAUCUGAUAAAUUUCUAGUUUUCAGUUUUUAUAGUUUUUUUUUUUCUUACAGUUUCUAUUUUCAUCUUGAUUUUUUUUUUUAAAUAAUUUCUGGUCAAUGUAGUUUCAUUUUUCCGUCUUUCAGAUUAGGGUUUUGAUUCUGUUGGUAACCUAAUUGAUCAUUUCUAGGUUUCUUUUUCCCCUUCCAAACCAUUCAUAUGAUUAAUCAUAAAGAUCUCUUUUUGUUGAUUAGAAAGGAAAAAAGAAUAAGAAAAGGCUCAAUUUUUUAAAAGUUCUUAUCUUCAAUUUUGUCUCUUUGGUUUUGUCUUUUUAAUUUUGUGGAUUAAGUGAAUUGUUAAAAAGUUAAGUUCUUUCUCAUUAUUUAGGAGGAAAUAGGAAGACCCGUGUACAGCUCAAUUUCGUAAAUCUGUUAGUUUUUUGGUGGGGGGAUGAAUGUUUGGUUGGAUGGGGGAUUUUGCAUAAGGAAAAGGUGAUUAGGGCGCAAAUCUAAGUCUAUUUAGUAAUAUUUAGGUUCUGGGCUGUAUUCCUUAACAAUGGAGAAAUCGAAGCUUGACCAUAUUGUUGGUGGCAAGUUUAAGCUAGGAAGAAAGAUUGGCAGUGGAUCUUUUGGAGAGCUUUAUCUGGGUGUAAAUGUGCAAACGGGAGAAGAGGUUGCUGUUAAGCUGGAAUCUGUGAAGACUAAGCACCCACAGCUUCACUAUGAGUCGAAGUUGUAUAUGCUUCUUCAAGGAGGAACUGGAAUUCCACAUCUCAAAUGGUUCGGAGUUGAGGCUGACUACAAUGUCAUGGUUAUCGACCUUCUUGGACCGAGUUUGGAAGAUCUAUUCAACUAUUGCAACAGGAAAUUUACACUGAAAACAGUAUUGAUGCUUGCAGAUCAACUUAUUAAUAGAGUUGAAUAUAUGCAUUCUAGAGGUUUCCUUCAUCGUGAUAUAAAGCCCGACAACUUUUUGAUGGGCCUAGGCCGCAAAGCAAAUCAGGUAUAUGUCAUUGAUUUUGGCCUUGCAAAGAAGUAUAGGGAUCUUCAGACUCACAAACACAUCCCAUACAGAGAAAACAAGAACCUCACCGGCACAGCUCGCUAUGCAAGUGUCAAUACUCACCUUGGAGUUGAACAAAGCAGACGGGAUGAUUUGGAGUCUCUUGGUUAUGUUCUUAUGUAUUUUCUAAGAGGAAGUCUUCCCUGGCAAGGAUUAAAGGCUGGCACAAAAAAGCAAAAAUAUGAUAAGAUCAGUGAAAAGAAAGUUUCAACUCCUAUAGAGGUUCUUUGUAAAUCAUACCCAUCUGAGUUUGUAUCAUAUUUCCACUAUUGUCGAGCAUUGCGGUUUGAAGACAAACCAGACUAUUCCUAUUUGAAGAGGCUGUUUCGAGAUUUAUUUAUUCGAGAAGGUUAUCAGUUUGACUAUGUUUUUGACUGGACGGUUUUGAAGUACCCUCAAAUCAGUUCCAGCUCUAGAGGAAGGCAUUCCAAUGCGAAACCAGGCAAUCCAGGACCAUCCGCAGAAAGACCCACAGAAAAGGUCUCAGUUGGGAAAGAGAUUCGAGAUAGAUUGUCAGGUGCAGUUGAAGCAUUUUCUACAAGAAAGAUUGCUAGUUCUAGUCCACAUGACAGUUUCAGAAACAAGUCUUCUGAUAAUCACAUGCAGCAACCUGAGCCCGAGAAAGGGCGCAGCUCAUCUCGAUAUGGCAGCAACACUAGAAAAGCAGUAAUCUCAAGCAGUAGGCCAAGCUCUUCUGGUGAACCCAGUGAAGGUCGGUCUAGCAGGUUACUCUCAGGCAGUGGCCGUCUGACCUCUUCACAUAGAAUCCAACCAGGUUAUGAGCCCAAAUCGUCUCAUACGACUGCUCGUGCUGUGGCUUCUAAAGGGUCUCGUGAGGACACUUUCCGCAGCUUUGAGCUUCUCUCAAUCAGGAAGUGAUGAGAGUUUGAUGUCAGUGAGAAGAUACCAUACAUGCUUAAGCAUCACAUUGCAUUGCAUAGAUAAAAAUACUUUUUCCAUGUCAAGCAAGCUAUGGAAUUUAUUAUCUUGCCAUUGUAUAUGGAAUUUCACUUGAUGACUGCCAUCUCUUGGACAGUAUUUCACAUCUUUAAGAACAACAUUACCUAUCUUGUUUCUGCUUCCUGCCCUUUAUGUUCUCUCAAGAGUGUCUCGACUGUUGUAACGUGUUCUGGAAACAUUGAAGAAGAGAAUUAUGUAAGGACCUUUUUGUUCUCUUAUAUCGAACUUUAUUGUCAUUACCUCA